AUGCCUCCCCUCGCCCCAAACUCUCGCACCCCGUGCUGGCGCGGCCGAACGCACGAGCCGACCCCGACGCGGUUCCAGGAAUGCACGCGCUCCUUGUGCCGAGGCACAGCGCACCGUCACCCCUUGAGGCCCCUUGUGGCCGUGGGGAUACAUCUGCGCGUGCGCUCGCAGCUGGGUCUGGACAGGGCUGCGGGCGUGGGAAUCGACGGGCCACUGCCCCUCUCGCUCUGCUCUGGCGUCCGCUUGCUAUCACUUCCCUCUGCUUGCUUUCGCUUGCUUUCGUUCGCGGACCACAUGGGCAAGACGAAGGCGGGAAAGGGAGACCCGUCGCUGGGGACCAUGUUUGCGCUGGCAAAUCUGCAUCCGGCGACACUCCCAUCCCCACGGCACUCUCGUCUCGUCCAGCCGUAUCACAUCUGUGUUCACACCAUGCUGGGCCGCUGCUCGGCGCGCUGGGGCGGCAGCGGCAGUGGUGGUGGUGGAGGAGAUGCGCAUAACGGGGGCGGCCCCAGCCAAGGUCGAUCCGUCUUUGCUGUUGCCGGCGUGACCGCCGCCUGGCCCGCCAUUCGCAAGGAAGUGCUCUGCCGUCGCAACAGGUCGACAGCAGCAACACGUUCCUUCCUCGCCCAGCACAACACAUCCUUCGCCAUCGCACUGCUUCCUUGCCCCAAGCAUCCCAUCCUUGCUUUCUCGCAUUCCAGCCCAGCCCAGCCCAGCCCAGCCCAGCCCAGCCCAGCCCCCAUCAAACCAAUGUUGACUCCGGCCGCCGAAGAGGACGAGUGCUUUCCGUAUUCCAGCCCCCAGGCCCUGCCACGCACCGAGCGCCUGUCCAAAUUUGUCAACUACUUGAUCCAUGCCAUUCUCCAGCGCCUGCCCGACAAUGUCAAGUCGACACCGGCCCUCUACCACAACAAGGGCUUCCAGCAGUCCUCCGAGCUGAUCCACUCGGUGCUGCGCUCCACCCAGAACUUUAUCCCGCUCUCGGUCAUCAUCCUGUCGCUCAUCUUCAUCAGCGAUCUCUCUGUCUCGCCCUUCAAGAUCUCGGCGGGCUCCGAGCCCCACCUGUUCCUGGUGUCGCUCAUGGUCGCCCACAAGUUCUCGGACGACUAUGCGGUUGUGUCGACGACCUGGUCGCGCAUCUCGGGUCUGCCCCAGGGCCAGAUCAGUCUCCUGGAGCGCCAGUUUUGCCAGGCCAUGAACUACAACUUCACGGUCGAGCCCGAGGUCUUUGGUCGGUGGCAGGACUACUUUGAUGCCCACGCGGCGUACUGGCUGUAA
Messenger RNA from Polychytrium aggregatum, 1278 nucleotides. RefSeq lists its product as uncharacterized. Gene Ontology annotation, molecular function: protein kinase binding; cyclin-dependent protein serine/threonine kinase regulator activity. The transcript has 3 exons. The coding region runs from base 1 to 1278 and encodes 425 amino acids. Gene Ontology annotation, cellular component: cyclin-dependent protein kinase holoenzyme complex; nucleus. The record is from RefSeq and is a predicted model, not a curated record. Gene Ontology annotation, biological process: regulation of cyclin-dependent protein serine/threonine kinase activity. NCBI's taxonomy places the organism in Eukaryota, Fungi, Chytridiomycota, Chytridiomycetes, Polychytriales.